GGGGGCGCGCCGAGGGGGGUGGCGGGCAGCAUGCUGCUCGGCUGCGGCUCGGCCUCCCACACCCGCGGCGCCCGCGUCCUCGCCAGCAGCGGCGGCGGCGGCCGAGCGGGAGCGGCGCCCGCGUCUGCAGCGGGGGGCACCGGGCAUGGCGCUGCCGAGGGGCGGCCGUGCAGGGGCGCCGGGCCGGCUGCUGCUGCUGCUGCUGGGCGCCGCAUGCCUGCUGGUUCCCGGCGCGCAGGUGAGGCGCCUGGCGCGCUGCCCCGCCACUUGCAGCUGUACCAAGGAGUCCAUCAUCUGCGUGGGCUCCUCCUGGGUGCCCCGGACCGUGCCCGGCGACAUCAGCUCCCUGAGCCUGGUCAAUGGAACCUUCUUGGAAAUCAAAGACCGAAUGUUUUCCCAUCUACCUUCUCUGCAACUGCUAUUGCUGAAUUCUAACUCGUUCACAGUCAUCCGGGAUGAUGCUUUCGCUGGACUGUUUCAUCUUGAGUACCUGUUCAUUGAAGGGAACAAAAUAGAAACCAUUUCAAGAAACGCUUUUCGAGGCCUCCGGGACCUGACUCACCUUUCUUUGGCCAAUAACCAUAUAAAAGCACUCCCGAGGGAUGUCUUCAGUGAUUUAGACUCUCUGAUUGAACUAGAUUUAAGGGGCAAUAAAUUUGAGUGUGACUGCAAAGCCAAGUGGUUAUAUCUGUGGCUGAAGAUGACAAAUUCUACUGUCUCGGAUAUACUAUGUAUUGGGCCCCCAGAAUAUCAGGAAAAGAAGCUAAAUGAUGUGACCAGCUUUGACUAUGAAUGUACAACUACAGAUUUUGUUGUUCACCAGACUCUGCCCUACCAGUCGGUGUCGGUGGACACGUUUAACUCCAAGAACGACGUGUACGUGACCAUCGCCCAGCCCAGCAUGCAGAACUGCAUGGUUCUGGAGUGGGACCACAUCGAGAUGAACUUCCGCAGCUAUGACAAUAUCACAGGUCAAUCCAUCGUGGGCUGUAAGGCCAUCCUCAUUGAGGACCAGGUGUUUGUGGUCGUGGCCCAGCUCUUUGGCGGCUCCCACAUUUACAAAUACGACGAGAGCUGGACCAAGUUUGUCAAGUUCCAAGACAUAGAAGUCUCUCGCAUCUCCAAGCCCAAUGACAUCGAGCUGUUUCAGAUCGAGGACGAGACAUUCUUUGUCAUUGCGGACAGCUCCAAGGCGGGACUGUCGACUGUGUAUAAGUGGAACAGCAAAGGCUUCUAUUCCUACCAGUCUCUGCACGAGUGGUUCCGGGACACAGAUGCGGAGUUCGUGGAUAUAGAUGGCAAGUCGCAUCUCAUCCUGUCCAGCCGCUCCCAGGUCCCCAUCAUCCUCCAGUGGAAUAAGAGCUCAAAGAAGUUUGUCCCUCACAGUGACAUCCCCAACAUGGAGGACGUGCUGGCCGUGAAGAGCUUCCGGAUGCAGAACACUCUCUACCUGUCACUCACCCGCUUCAUCGGGGACUCCAGGGUCAUGAGGUGGAAUAGUAAGCAGUUUGUGGAGGUCCAGGCCCUCCCCUCCCGGGGGGCCAUGACCCUGCAGCCCUUCUCAUUUAAAGAUAAUCACUACCUGGCCUUGGGGAGUGACUAUACAUUCUCCCAGAUCUACCAGUGGGAUGACGAGAAGCAGCUCUUUAAAAAAUUCAAGGAGAUUUAUGUUCAGGCUCCUCGGUCCUUCACAGCCGUCUCCACUGACAGGAGAGAUUUCUUUUUUGCAUCCAGUUUCAAAGGGAAGACAAAGAUUUUUGAGCACAUAGUUGUUGAUUUGAGUUUGUGAAAGUGUGGUCAGUGAAUGACUGAAAAGACACACGAUCCUGGCUUUCCCGUGGGAGAGGGCCCAGAAGAGAACAGCCAGAAGAAGUCAGGUUCCAAGCUCUGAAAAUAAGAACAGAUAAUGCACCGGGGAAAUAGUUAGAUGUUUUCAAACUUUUAGAAGUCACAUUUCAAUCAGGGAUUGCAUUCAUGGGCUCACUGCAUGACAUGCCCCUUCACUUUCCAAAGACAUCUUAAAGCCUGUAAUCUCUGAGAAAAAGACCAGCUUCAACUCUCACUGUCUAGAAAAGUCUUGUGCUUUUUAGUGAAGGAAUACAGCAGAUAAUAUGGGGCAGCUCUUAGAAUGAAAUAAUCAUAAUUAUAAAAAUAAAAGACCAACAAAUGAUGAACUCUUGGCAUUCCAUUUUAAGUCUGGUUUUGGUAGGAACGCUUAAAGCCAAAGUCAGCUGAAAGAUUUGCUGAUGAUUAGGUUACAAAUCUGACAAUACUCAGCAAUGCUAUUUUGAGCCAUCCCAGACUUCCAAGCCUACCCCCUCUCCCCCUCCUCCCAUAUUAGAAGAACCUCAACUUGUGUUGGCUUGUCCACUUAAGCAUGGGUGUAUUAACAAAACUCUGUCUGAUGCUACUUCCUCUGCCACAGAGAAGGUGCCACUGAUGUAUCUGGGCCUGUCUCUGGCCAGAGACCCAGGAGCUCAGCAAAGGAAUCUUCUCUUCUUUAUGAUUCAAACCUGAUUCCCCUGGUGCCAGAGCAAUCAUAUGUUUUCAUGCUCUCGGUGAGUCUUCUGCUUCUCCAAACCCAGAUUUUGAGUUUGUGGGUAAGCAGCAGACAGGCCAAUGACUGAAUUUUUCUUCAGGCCUUUAGCGUGGUGAUGAAACAGGGGUUUCUAUCUGCUGAGCAUUUGGUAGGAUUUUGGGAGGGUGGUUUUGUGGAGCCACAGGGGGCCCUCCAGGAGACUUGAUGUUCUUUGAAACCACGAGAUGGGGAUCCUUUGGGUUAUGCAUGUUGUCUUUGCCCUCAAGGUGAUUUUUCUAUCUCAAAUAAUUGAAUACCAUGCUGCCUGCUUGCCCACUGCCCUGUCAGUGACAUUCCUGCUUGGGCCGAUUGACUAGUAGCACUGCUCCUGAUGAGAAGGGAUGGUGAUAGCAGAAUGCAGGACCUGCCAAGGACACCCAUGACAUGGAUGAUCCUGUAGUAUUUAGCAGAGGAAACUUCCCUGAGCCCUACCAACCUCUACUCGCCUGGCCAUGAGAUGGCAGAGGAGUAUCUCUAAGGCUGGAGCUUUCAGACUGAGCAGCCGACUCGAGGGCGGGGGCAGGUUCACUGACUCCCACAGGUCAGGUCUGAGUUCAGUGGAGCAGAGGGUUCUUUCCAGGAAGACCUCUCUCAUGUGGGUGAUGGGAAGGUCCUGGGGUUUGGCUUAGUAGAGGGUUCCAGAUGGAUGGUGGGCUCGGUUAACUGGGGAAUCUUAAGAAAACAUCUGCACUUUGGGGUGUGGCACAGCGAGAGCGAAUCCCACCGUCUCUCUUCGAGCCAGUGAAGGGAGCUGAAUCCGACUGCAUUGGGAUCCUUUGGAAUGUUUGCCAGGAGCUGGUGGAAGUUUCACUGCAAAUACAAAUAUGUUUGUGGCUGCUGGACUUGAAGCAGUGCAGAUGGAGGCAAUAAAUAGCACCUAGAGAACGAGUCACUGAUGUCAUAGCAGCACUCUUGGGUACAUUCUGGGACUGCAGACUGAGCACUGCCAGCUCAGGGCAGCAGGGGUUUCAUCAGCAAGCUCAUGCAAACGUAGUAGCCUUGCUUCCCGAGACUUUCCUCCCAAUCCCACCCCAAUCCAACAGGCACAAAUCGGCCUGUUAGCCAUUUUUGUUUUAUUUUUAAGGCACAGGUCGCCCUGACUUUGGUGUGCUUCAGAUUUCCCGGUCUGUUUGACUUGGCUGCCCGUGCUCAGAGCCCCACUCCACACUGGGCAGCAGGACACCUGGCAAACAGUGCAGGGCUGAUGCGUGGGAGUAAUGUUCUGGAUUCCAGCUGCUGGGAGAGAGAGCACCCGGGGUGGCUGCCCCCGGUGCUCUCUCCACCACAGAGCAGGGAUCCAGCUUCCCAGCCUCACUGCAGGGGACGCUGGGGACCAGCCACGUGCACUUUCCAUGCUGGUGAGAGCUGCUGAGCGCCGGAAACCCAGCAAGCUCGAUGUGCUUGCCUGAGGCUUGUUGAGACUGGAGGUCUCACGGGCAGGUGAAGGAAAGACCUGAAGCAGUAGGGGUUGGGGUGCUGGGACGAGGGGUGGGGGGUCAGCUCAAUCAGGUUUUUCUGUGAUUGUCUUUUCUUAAAAAUAUUGUAUUUCAUGAUGAGGGAAAAAAACAAAAGUUUAGGUGGGCUUAGAGCCUGCGAGUGCCCGAGUCCCUGUGCCAAUGGAGGUGUUUGUUCUCACUGACUUCGGAAAGGGACGUAGAUGUUCUUACCAUGAGGAGGUAGUGGGGGUGGGGGGGUGGGGGUCGGAAACCUGGCUUCAGUAGUUUUAUUCUUCCACCCUGAGAAGCCCUGGAGGUUUCCUGGAAGAAGCUUCUGGUCUUAAAAAUCAGAUCCCCAAAACCAAAACACCCCAAACAGGCAGACCCAUGAGGCAACUUUAGGAGGAUCCCCUUUUGCUUCUUCUCUCGUCCCAGCCCACUCUGAAAGAGAUCAUUUGGCCAGAUUGUUUCUUCUUUAUCAUCUUGGUGGCCGGGCUCAGACUGAGUUCCUCCACAAACCCACAUGGCCAAGCCACACCGCCUUAAAGCAAGGCCUUGUCCCCUUCAGACUACUGGGGGGUUGUUGGGAAUAGAUGACUUAGGAAGCACUAAAAUCCAGGGCCAUGAGACUGAUCCCAUGCUUGCAGACAAUGGAGAAAAAUCCCCCUAGAACAUGGGCAAAGCCAUGGAUGGUAAUCUCAUUUGCUCAAUUCUUUAUUGAACAGCAAGAGUUGUUUCAGAAGGAAAUAGACACUGGAAAUAUGACUCAAUUCCUGAUUGUUCAGAAUUGAGGGGGAAAGACCUAGAACUUUCCCUUUGAAUAGCAGCUUUCCUGUUUUCCUUCUGUGACUCUCCGCCAUGCCCUCCAAAGAACACUCUUAUCUUAUCCUGCAUUUGAAUAGACCAGCACCUUGAGAGUAAAUAAAAUACAACAUAAAGAUGCGUUACCCGAAGGAAGAAAGGACUGAAUAGAUACCAUAGCUGAAUAGACGCCAUUCAAUCAACUGGUCCAUUUAACAAUUAAGCACUACGGAACUACUGUUACAUGCAAGGCUUCACUCUUGAAAGAUUUCCAGAAGUUUCUGAUCAUUUUAUGUUCUGAAGAGGGUGUCUAGCAGUUUUAGUGGCAUUCCCCACCCACAUAUCCCCAUAGUUAUGGUAGGGGGUGGAGGGGGAUGCUUCAAACUUGAGAUGCAUCUGGUUCUUGUCACUGCAUAUGCAGAACGUACAGAGUAGUCCUAUGAGGGAAAAAUUGAAAACUAAGAUGCAUGCAUGAUGAUGAAUUGUUCACAGCCCUAAUCAGCCUUUGGGGACCACGCUGGAAAAGGCAGUGUUGCAUUUUUCUUCCCUGUGGAGUAAGAGGCCGUGUAUUUUUAGGAAAGAAAUCAGCGUGGGAUGCUGGAGGUUUGGCUGCCAGGAACACUCAUGAUGGAAAUUCCUCCAACUGGGGGUAUAAUGAAAGAGAGAUGAAGGUCGGCGGGAGGGGAGUCUAUUUGCAUGCUAUCUAAAGAAAAUCUCUUUAGCCAGCUCUCAGAUCCUUUUGUGGAAGUGUCAGCCCCUCUGCACACAGCUUUGGAAGAGAGUUCUUGCAUUAGGCCUUGAGUGGCCAAAGAUUCUGCUAAAUAACACCUUGGGGUGGAGCAUGCAGUAUGGUCAUCCAGCUUUUGGGAAAAAUCAGUGGAUAUGGAUUGACAAAUAGGGCACAUGACUAAGAGGGACUUUUCUUGGUGGGAGGUGAUAGGAGGGAAGUAGAAAUGAAAUGGUUAAAACAGAAAAAAAGUCAUGCUGAUGUUCUUUGCUUCAGCCAGGCAAGCAGAGGGUUAAAGCCCCGGAGAAGGAACAACAUCCCAACUAUGAAUGAAGGGAACUGAUUGUAAUGUUACUUCAGACAUAAAUGAUAUUGUAUGGUAACAGAUCCAAAUCAUGAUGCUGUUAUCCUUACCUUCAUUCUUUGCUUGUAUCAGAAUCUACUUUUUUCCUAGUAGGAAACUAUGCAUUUCCUAUCAAUACCUUUGACUAUAAAGAAUGUAUAAAGACUGUGACAAAAAAAAGGCCCUAUUCCAUUUGGUACCACUUUUAUGUAUUUUAAAUGCAUAAUUUAGGGAAACUGCGAAUCGUUUCUAUGUAUAUGGAAGCAAAUUUUGCAGUAUGCAAGCUACAAUGGAUGCAUUUUAAGGCCGGAUUUAUCUUUAGCUCUUUUUUCAUAAAUAGAGUUAACAAACGAUAUGCCUCUUAAUUCAAUAUAUUCUGUAAACCUAUGAAUAAAAAGUAGCUCCUGCCUAAUAUGGCUUUGAUCUCUG
Molecule: messenger RNA, 6314 nt
Organism: Sorex araneus (European shrew)
Lineage: Eukaryota; Metazoa; Chordata; Mammalia; Eulipotyphla; Soricidae
Gene: LGI2
Product: leucine rich repeat LGI family member 2
Exons: 8
Coding region: 146-1789 (547 amino acids)
Biological process (GO): inhibitory synapse assembly
Molecular function (GO): protein binding
Source: RefSeq, a predicted model, not a curated record